CUGUAUAUAGAUUUGGCACUAAUAUAUUCUCCAGAAAUAAUGUAUACAUCGUUUGCUUUUUUUAGCCGAUUGCACCUCAACAAGAAGGCAACAGACAAACAGCCGUAUAGCAAGCUCCCAGGCGUGUCUCUCCUGAAACCACUGAAAGGAGUGGAUCCCAACCUCAUCAACAACUUGGAAACAUUCUUUGAAUUGGAUUAUCCCAAAUAUGAAGUGCUCCUUUGUGUACAAGAUCAUGACGAUCCAGCCAUUGAUGUAUGUAAGAAGCUGCUUGGAAAAUAUCCAAAUGUUGACGCCAGGUUGUUUAUAGGUGGCAAAAAGGUUGGCAUUAACCCUAAAAUUAAUAAUCUAAUGCCAGGAUAUGAAAUUGCAAAAUAUGAUCUUAUCUGGAUUUGUGAUAGUGGAAUAAGAGUAUUUCCAGACACGCUCACUGACAUGGUCAACCAGAUGACGGAGAAGGUGGGCCUGGUUCACGGGCUGCCUUACGUCGCAGACCGACAGGGCUUUGCCGCCACCUUAGAGCAGGUGUAUUUCGGAACUUCUCAUCCAAGGUCCUAUAUCUCUGCCAAUGUAACUGGUUUCAAAUGUGUAACAGGAAUGUCUUGUUUAAUGAGAAAGGAUGUGUUAGAUCAAGCAGGAGGGCUUAUAGCUUUUGCUCAAUACAUUGCUGAAGAUUACUUUAUGGCCAAAGCAAUAGCUGACCGAGGUUGGAGGUUUGCAAUGUCCACUCAAGUUGCCAUGCAAAACUCUGGUUCCUAUUCAAUUUCUCAGUUUCAAUCCAGAAUGAUCAGGUGGACCAAAUUACGAAUUAACAUGCUUCCUGCGACAAUAAUUUGUGAGCCGAUUUCAGAAUGCUUUGUUGCCAGUUUAAUCAUUGGAUGGGCAGCCCACCAUGUAUUCAGAUGGGAUAUUAUGGUAUUUUUCAUGUGUCAUUGCCUGGCAUGGUUUAUAUUUGACUACAUUCAACUCAGGGGUGUCCAGGGCGGCGCACUGUGUUUCUCAAAACUUGAUUAUGCAGUAGCUUGGUUCAUCCGCGAAUCCAUGACAAUAUACAUUUUUUUGUCGGCAUUAUGGGACCCUACGAUAAGCUGGAGAACUGGCCGCUACAGGUUGCGCUGUGGGGGCACCGCAGAGGAAAUCCUAGAUGUAUAACUACAGCUCUGGGACUGUACAUACAGGAGAAAAGAGAAGUAUUAUAAAUUAUGUUUAUAUAAAUGCUUUUAAAGACCUACCUUCAGUAGUUUUAUCACAUGUAUGUUUUGGUAUCUGUUCUUUAAUUUAUUUUUUGCAUGGCACUUGCAUCUGUGAAAAAAAGAGAAACACACCUGUAGUCUUGGCCAAAUGGUAUACUUUAUUUUGUGGAAGUAGAGCAUCGAAAGAAUUGGUUCUAGGAACCUGGGUUUGGUUUUCGUUGUUUUUUUAAAAGUAUAUAUAUAUGUAUAUGUAUGUAUAUGUAUGUAUAUAUAUGUAAGUGCUCUGCAGCAAACACUGACAGCACCCUUCAGUAGAGAAAGUUUCUUGCUUGUGAGUACUCCUGUAGACCAUUCACGGAGUGGCAGCGGCUUUGUUCCCGGCUUUAGGAGACUGGAAGGUAACCGCCGUUCCUGCGCAGGGCGAGCGGAGCUGCGCGUUGAACAAUCCACGGCGAGGUACUGACGGGAAACUUUUUCACGCUUUGUGCCUACCUCUCGUAGUUGUUGCAGAGCAGGUAUAAAUUGUAACAAGGUAGCUAGGCCUUGCAAAAACAAACAGAAAAACUUUUAAAAAUAAUAAUAAUAAUGAAAGAGCUGGAGUCUAGUAUUUCUAUAAAUCUGUGAGAGAGGUUUUUUUUUUUUGGUCUCACUGCAAUGAAUCCAAAGUGGUUGAGUUUGGUUUCUAAUCACAGCCAUGUAUUGAAGGCAUCUUUUUGACCAACUCUUGUUGGUUCUGUCUUGAACCAUUGUUAAUCACUGUGCUGGUAAACCUGUCCUUCCCUGCCCCUCCCCUGACCCACCCCACCUCCCUUUACCUUUUUUGGGGGGGUGGGAAGGGUGCUGGGGGGGUUUAGUGUGAGUGGAUGUUUUGAUAGUUGUGAGGAAAAAUGCAUUUCAGACACAUUUCACACAUGAGCUAUUUUCUUACACAGUAUGUCUUACUGUUAAAAAGAAUGUAAUUACAGGUAUUUAGUAUCUUUUUUAAGUACGUACAUAUUCUAGCAUCAACAAAGAAAUUGCAGUAGGUUAUUAAGAGGGGUCAGGAUGAGUUUUACUCUUAGAAUUAAUCAGUAUCAACUAAGUCUACUGUGCGUGUGGUUUGUUUUUUCGUUUUUUGUUUUUGGGUGUUUUGUUUUUUUUUUACUAUUACAGUUAGUCUAGUCUUAUUUAAAUUGGAUUUUUGUAUUCCAGUUUGUAUGACAAAGUAGACUAGGGCAGUGCUAUUGUAAAUGCAUGCUGGUUCCCCUCCCGCCCAUCGCGCCGCUGAACUUGCUUGUCAGGUUGUGCUUAACUUGUGGUGAACUGGACUUGUUUCUCGUUUUUAAAAAAAUAAGCAAAUAUGUAAGGGACAGUGCAUAACAUAAGCCUUUUUUUCUCUCUUCUCUUUUUUUUUUUUUUUGGUAGUGGAAUUUUUGCUCUUCUUUAGGAUGGGAUGGCAUGUUGUCCAUAUGAACGCCUGUUGCGGGGCUGACACUGGCAAUAUGGCAGCUUUAAUUCUGUUACUAAGUUUCCAUGUCAAACCUUAAUGUGUAGCAUCUUAGCAAUAAUUACGAUUUAUAGAAAAUGAACCCUUUUUCACUGCACUGAGCCAAUUCAUUUAAUUGUCCAAUGACUCUGUACGUGGUUUAAAUUGUAAUAUAUCUGUAACUGUGUAUCUACCGUGUAUACACAUUACAUAUAAGCCUUUCUCUGGGCCAGACGGCUUCGUUCCUUUUGUCGUCCUCGUUUUGCUUUUGCCUUAUGAUGAACUCGUUUGAAGGGCACCUUCUUCAUGAACAAAGGCUUUGUUGCGUACCCUUCCUAUGUGAAAUGGGCGCUAUUGUUCCCUGAGGAAAGUUGCACAAGUGAAACCAGUCUAGUUGUGACCCACUCCGUGUUUCUGUUUUUAAAUCACUGUUAAUACGAGUUGAAUUUUGCCGACCACAUUUGUAACUUUGGUUGGUUGGUUGAAUGAAGUUUGGUUGAUGCCAUCCUUUGCACUGCUGAAGUGAAAUCUCGCUUAUUACUUGGCUUUUUGCUGAUCUCAGCAUGGGCAAGGGAACAACAAAACCAAAAUGGCUGGACAGACUUCUUGUGUUUUGUAAAUAUCAAACGUGACUGUUCUGUGUGUGUGUUUCACGUGGGAGUGGAGGAUUUCCUUAAAGUGAAGCUUCGUCUGAGCAGACAGUGAUUUUUUUUUGUUUUUGUUUAGCAAGUUUAGAGUGAUGAUAAAAUGGUAAGAAAUAAUAUAAAUGUUGAAGAAAGCAUCACAACAAAACUGUAGGCGUCCAAAUUUAAUAAACUGUCUUUUAAAAAGUAUCUAGAAUAUACCAUGUUUUAUUAUUUAAAAUCAUUGUCUUUAUGUUUUUUUGUUCAAAAAAAUAAAAAUUUGAAUACAAUCAAAACAUUAGCACUACUGCA
This is a messenger RNA of Miniopterus natalensis, 3593 nucleotides long. Lineage: Eukaryota; Metazoa; Chordata; Mammalia; Chiroptera; Miniopteridae. The record is from RefSeq and is a predicted model, not a curated record.